AUGAUUAAGAAAAGAAUAGAGGUUAUAGUGAAGGUUGUCGCCAUAUUAUACCUAAUAUAUUUAUUUUGUAGGUCAUUUUCGGUGCCGAAAUAUAAAUCAAAAACAGAAUUUCACACCAAUACCUUAGAUCUGAUCAAAGAAUUGGAACACCAUACAAACUGGCUUAAGUAUGGGUUCAAAUUUCAUUCAAAUGCAAGGGCUAAUUUACCAGAGCAUGCCACAUUAAGACAACAAUUAUCAUUUCAGUUUCCAUACGAACCUGCAAAACCAUUCCAGAAAAAUAUUUGGCAAACGUGGAAGGUACCCAUUGAACAUCCAAACUUUCCAAAGAAAUAUAAGAAAUACCAAGCUACAUGGGAUGAUAAGAAUCCAGGCUAUAAGCAUUAUGUGAUUCCUGACGAAUCUUGCGAACAGUUAAUUAAUCAAUUGUAUGCUACAGUUCCGGAUGUUGCUAGGGCGUACAAUAUUAUGCCUAAAAGUAUUUUAAAGGCUGAUUUCUUCAGGUACUUGAUUCUAUAUGCAAAAGGGGGAUUAUACACAGAUAUUGAUACUAUUAGCAUCAAACCAAUAGAUACUUGGGUCUCCAUGAAUGAAACUGUUGAUGGCUCGCCAAAUAUGGCAGGAUUGGUAGUUGGUAUAGAGGCAGAUCCUGAUAGGGAAGAUUGGGCUGAUUGGUAUGCAAGGAGAAUACAGUUUUGUCAAUGGACCAUACAAGCAAAAAGAGGACACCCGAUGCUAAGAGAGUUGAUUUCUCGAAUCACGGACAUAACAUUAACCAGAGAAAAGAAAGGCCAAUUGAACAAAAUUCUUGGUAAGGAUGCUGGUGGAGAUAUUAUGAACUGGACUGGUCCCGGUAUUUGGACAGACGUGGUAUUUGAAUACAUGAACAAUAUUUCACAACCACCAGAUAAUUUCAAAACUAAGACAUACGAUGAUAUCAUUAACGUAUCGGUAUUUACAGGUAUGACAAUACCUGUAGCAAUUCAGGAUGUGCUAGUAUUGCCAAUUACUUCCUUCAGCCCAGACGUUGGACAAAUGGGUGCCAAGGACACCUCGCAUCCUAUGGCUUAUGCCAAACAUAUGUUCCUGGGUAGUUGGAAGCCUGAAGAUGAAAAAAUUAUAAAUACAUAG
This is a messenger RNA of Debaryomyces hansenii CBS767, 1131 nucleotides long. It is a transcript of the gene OCH1, whose product is annotated as Och1p. The record is from RefSeq and is a predicted model, not a curated record. The transcript has a single exon. Lineage: Eukaryota; Fungi; Ascomycota; Pichiomycetes; Serinales; Debaryomycetaceae. Gene Ontology annotation, biological process: protein N-linked glycosylation. Gene Ontology annotation, cellular component: mannan polymerase complex. The coding region runs from base 1 to 1131 and encodes 376 amino acids. Gene Ontology annotation, molecular function: alpha-1,6-mannosyltransferase activity.